Myxocyprinus asiaticus (Chinese sucker) is the source of this 2136-nucleotide messenger RNA. RefSeq names its product adenosine A2b receptor (gene adora2b). Gene Ontology annotation, cellular component: membrane. The coding region runs from base 237 to 1316 and encodes 359 amino acids. NCBI's taxonomy places the organism in Eukaryota, Metazoa, Chordata, Actinopteri, Cypriniformes, Catostomidae. The record is from RefSeq and is a predicted model, not a curated record. Gene Ontology annotation, molecular function: G protein-coupled adenosine receptor activity. The transcript has 3 exons. Gene Ontology annotation, biological process: adenylate cyclase-activating G protein-coupled receptor signaling pathway; G protein-coupled adenosine receptor signaling pathway; vasodilation.
AAAAGCCAUGUGUUGCGUUCACAGUGCGUUUCAGAUUAUUUCCACACCGCUCCUGCGACAUGCAGCACAAGACACGAAUGCAAAUCAGUCUAAAGAAGAGGACCGAAAGACAUUUAACUCUGAAAUGAAAAUGGACGUUUUGGCAAAUCACAAACUUUGGGAAUCUGUGGAUUAUUGCAGAAGACUGAUACUUUCACAACUGGAGAAGCCAGAAGAAUGACAGACAGACUCAUGACAUGCUAACUACGGGUGGAAGACCUGCAGAGAUGGAUUCGCUGUACAUCGCUAUUGAAUUGGUGAUCGCUGUCGUGUCAAUCGUUGGCAAUGUGCUGGUGUGUUGGGCUGUGGCCAUCAAUUCAACUCUCAAAAACGCGACCAAUUAUUUUUUGGUAUCGCUGGCCGUGGCAGAUAUUUUGGUCGGUUGUCUUGCUAUCCCUUUUGCCAUCACUAUAAGCAUUGGUCUGGAGUCAGACUUUUAUGGAUGCCUUUUCUUGGCGUGUUUUGUUCUGGUACUGACUCAGAGUUCAAUAUUUAGUCUCCUGGCUGUUGCCAUCGACAGAUAUCUGGCUGUCAAAAUACCCCUGAGGUAUAAAGAGCUUGUCACAGGGAAGAGAGCAAGAGAGAUAAUCACCAUUUUAUGGAUCUUAUCUUUUAUCAUUGGACUUAUCCCAUUUGUGGGCUGGAACAAAAGAUACACAUCAUGUUCCAGAAACGAAAGCAACUCUAUACAGACUACCAACACUUGCACUGUCGCUGAGAUGGAAAUAGGCUUCUUGCAAAGCUGUUGCCUCAAGUGCUUGUUUGAGAAUGUGGUGGACAUGAGCUACAUGGUGUACUUCAACUUCUUUGGUUGCGUGCUACCGCCUCUGCUCAUCAUGCUGGGCAUUUACGUGAAGAUCUUCACUGUGGCGCGCAAACAGCUGCAUCAGAUUGAGCUCAAAUGCAGCGUGAGCAAUGGCGAGAAUCAGCACCACGGCUUGCUGCAGCGGGAGAUUCGUGCUGCUAAAUUGCUAUCCAUCAUCGUGGGCUUGUUCGCUCUCUGCUGGCUGCCUGUGCACAUCUUGAACUGCCUCACUCUCUUCUACAGCCACCUCAAGAAGCCAGGCUUCAUCAUGAACAUUGCCAUCAUCCUGUCACAUGCCAACUCCGCCAUCAAUCCCAUCAUCUACGCCUACCGUAUUCAGGAGUUCAGAGUCACCUUUAGGAAGAUUUUGAAACGACAUUUCCUUUGUCAACGGGAUGAGUUUUAUCUCAGCUCCAAUGGAAGUAGCAGACAUAGAGACCAGAUUACAAUGACCAUUGACCCUCUACUAUAGUUAAAGUUCUUUGUUGAAAUAUAUGGAGAGACAUGUUUACAGACCAAAGAACUGCAAACAGUCUAACUAUGUAUUUUCAACAUGUCAAAAGUUGUGGCCCACAGAUAAUGAAAAGUGUCUGGACAUAUUCAUGAUUUAUGAACAUCAAACUGUGAAAAAACUGUGAAAUAUUUAUGGAUUACAUUUCAACUUUCAAAUCUGAACAAGCACUAAGAAACUUGAGCAAGGGCGUUAUCCCAAUAAUACAAGCUUAGAGUGGUUACUGUGCCUCUGUAACUGCUAAACUCAACCAUGUAGAGCCUACAUGAAAAACAACAAUUAAACAAUAGGGAUAUCUGCUUUAGUGGGCAGCUUUGCCAAUUAAAUAACAGAAUAGCCCAUAAGAACAAUCAAAAUUUUAAAAGCUGAAUAAGAGGGGAACUCAAAGAAACAGUUUUUAUCACGACCACUGUUAAAUCAAUAAGUGUUGUUUUAAGUACCAUGCUUGAAUGUAUUAGGACCUUUUGAUGUUUUUGUAUAAUUAAAAUGGUUGAUUUAGAAUGCUCAGGAAUACACACGAGGUAAAGACAUAAUAACAUUGGUUGUCCACUCACAGUAUGUUUUAGUCUUGACAAUUUCACAAUGAUCCUGAAAACAAAUUUUUCGGCAAAUAUCUCCCACAUAUUUACUGCAUUCAGAUACACAGAGAACAUGUAGGUUGGCCCCAAUAAGUGUUCCGGCACUUAAGCAACACUUAAAGAGAUAGUUCACCCAAAAAUGAAAAUUCUCUCAUAAUUUACUCACCCUCAUGCCAACCCAGAUGUGUCUGACUUUCUUUCUU